Messenger RNA from Cyprinodon variegatus (sheepshead minnow), 4277 nucleotides. Its product is annotated as mitochondrial coenzyme A transporter SLC25A42-like. The coding region runs from base 391 to 1407 and encodes 338 amino acids. Gene Ontology annotation, biological process: transmembrane transport. Gene Ontology annotation, cellular component: mitochondrial inner membrane. The transcript is spliced from 8 exons. NCBI's taxonomy places the organism in Eukaryota, Metazoa, Chordata, Actinopteri, Cyprinodontiformes, Cyprinodontidae. The record is from RefSeq and is a predicted model, not a curated record.
GGAGUAGUAACGGCAGAGAUACCAGAGCGUGGAUGAUGUCUGUCACAUGAAGUCACCGAAGCGCGGCUAGUUAUUUAAACUGUAAGGGAAACAGUGCCUUAAAAAACAGACAAAAAAACUUCUGUCAGUGUUCCUUCUCAUGGUUUAUAUCCCCUCUCAGCUGAAUAUCAGAGUAGUACUGACGGUAAUGUAGCGGGGUGGAGCUAACAGCUAGCAUUCGUUACUUAACCUAGUAGCAGUUGGUUAAAGAGCCACUGAGGAGCACAGAGACGACUUAAAAGUUAAACAGCAGGAGUGGGAGAUCAGACCGAAAUAAACCUUCGACUUGGUGUGAGCUUUACAAGCUCUCACCUUUGGGAGCACCCCUCGCCCUCCUUGUCAGCCAAAUGUAUGAGCGUGCUUGGUGAAUCCAGGGGGAUGGGAAGCGGAGUCCAGGAGCAGCGAGCCUCACUGACGCAGGGAGAGGUGCUGCCCAUCUCUUCCUCCAGUCAGUCUGAAGCAAGCUUUGAGGGCAUCAAACAAACUCGAUCUGUUCUCAACGCUCUCUUCUCUGGGGCUUUAGCCGGAGCCGUGGCUAAGACCGCCGUAGCCCCUUUGGAUCGAACAAAAAUAAUCUUCCAAGUGUCCUCAGCAAGAUUCUCAGCCAAGGAAGCGUAUAAGCUGAUCUACCGCACCUAUCUGAAGGAUGGCUUCUUCAGUUUGUGGAGAGGGAACUCUGCUACAAUGGUGCGAGUCAUCCCCUAUGCUGCCAUCCAGUUCUGUGCUCAUGAGCAGUACAAAAGGCUGCUGGGAGGAUAUUAUGGCUUUCAGGGGAAAGCCCUUCCUCCAAUCCCUAGGUUGGUGGCUGGAUCAAUGGCUGGAACCACAGCAGCCAUGCUGACCUACCCACUGGACAUGGUGAGGGCCAGAAUGGCUGUAACCCCCAAGGAAAUGUACAGCAAUAUUCUGCAAGUUUUUGUGCGGAUCUCUCAAGAAGAGGGCUUGAAGACUUUGUAUCGAGGUUUCUCUCCGACCAUCCUUGGUGUCAUCCCCUAUGCUGGUCUCAGCUUCUUUACUUAUGAAACACUAAAGAAGUUGCACGCAGAGCACAGUGGCCGCGCACAGCCUUACUCAUAUGAACGCCUGGCUUUCGGGGCCUGCGCCGGCCUGAUUGGUCAGUCGGCGUCCUACCCUCUGGAUGUGGUGAGACGACGCAUGCAGACUGCAGGGGUGACGGGUCACACUUACGGCACCAUCCUGGGCACCAUGAAAGACAUCGUUUCUGAGGAAGGGGUUAUCAGAGGACUCUACAAAGGCCUCAGCAUGAACUGGGUCAAAGGACCGAUAGCUGUGGGAAUCAGCUUCACCACCUUUGACCUAACGCAGAUUCUGUUGAAGAAGCUGCAUCAAAUGGGAUAUACCCGGUAGAACCAGAGGGAACAGAGCCACACGAUUCCACCCGGAGAACCAUUAUUGGUGGGAAGAAACAGACGUACAGUGACUAACAAUGGCUUGUAGGGUUGGAAUGUAGGGCGAAUCUACAGCAUCCACUGCAACCUGUUGUCAAGUGCAAUAUGAUGAGUUUAAUGUAUGCAUAGGUGGUAAUGCUGCAGACCUGUGGAGAGAGAUUUCUGGAGGUUUGCACACACAGGUCCACCACUGGGGGGUUUAACAUUUAACCAAAGGUUAUAAUUGGAGUCUGUUGCAAAAUAUGUGUACAUUUUGCUUCUAAGGCUUAGAACAUUAACAGUGGCAUGUGGAUUAGUUAUGUUUGGGAUUAAAAUGUUUCAACUGUAACCCCAACAAUUAAUGUGAGAACAGACCUGAUCUAUGCUAUGAGAUCGGUGUGCUAAAAGGGCCCGUAUUGUUUAUGUAGACAUCAGGGUAAAAGUAUUAGCUUUUUGGAGGGAUUAUGGCGGUCCGCUUUUAUUGUUGCACAUUUUCCACCCCCUGUCACAAUGCCAUGAUCUGUGAAAGUUAAGCAAUAUGAUAAUUACCUCUAAUCUGUUACUUUAACAAAUGGAACUACCUGAUGUAAUCCAGUAAGACACCACAAAGUAAAAAGUUUACAGCUUCCUUGCUGCUCACACUUUGGCAACAUUGGAAGUUUGUAUUGAAGCAGACUGUUCAGGGCUGAGGCCUUUUAAUUACCCUUCUUAUCUGUGUAUGUGUGAUGUCUUCCAUUUGCCGUCAGUAAAGACAGCUUUGUGUGUGUUUCCAUACGUCUCUGUGCCAGUGAAAGGUCACUGUAUCGAAUCUGAGAUCUCCCAUUUAGGGAUGAUUGAGGAUAAGAUGGCUGGAAAUAUGAGAACACCGACAAAAUGUGUGAUUUCAAUGUUUUAUUGUACGUUCAAUGGUGAGGUAGCUCAUCAGCUCAACACUGAGGCGUCAUUGAUGCAGGCUGACUGUCACUAACAAAGGCUGCUGGUUUCUAUAGUUAGAUCUGACAUACCAAGGCAGGAUUGGUUGAGCUGUGAGGUUCUAACUGCAGAGCCAAGUGGAGCAGAGAGCAGGUCAUAGCAUCCACACCACAACAUGGCAGAAAGACUCGACAGAGUUCAUACACAGGAUGUCAUGAUUUGUUUUUAGUCUUUAUUUUGGUGCCCUCCAAACUUAUUUGCAUCCAUUUUUAAGAUAUGUAGGAAAAAGGGAAAUUUCUUUAAGAUGGAAAUUAAUGAAAUUAUUAAAAAUGUCAGAUAUAAUCUGGAAAGAGAAGCUGAACCACAGUGUAACAGAUCCUCCACUGUACCCAGCAUGAAGUCCUUUUCCACAUGUUCAUGUUUGUUUUUUAACUCAUUUGACCAAUUAAACAGUUUAUUUCUCAGUAGAGAUGAGAAAUCUCUAAAAGUUCAACAUUGUUUUAAAAGGACAAAAGAUAAUUUUCUUGCAAACAUGUGGAAACCCCUAGAUGCCAAAAUAUACUAUUUUUCUUGGACCCCUAAGUCGAUGAUUGCGAUCCGUAUCUGGUACAAAGAUAAACUUUUAUACAGUUGCUUAUUUUCUUUUAUUCUGACUCUAGAUUAUGAGCAGCAGAGUGCAUUAUUUUGAUUUGAAAAAUGGGAAAAGUAGCUAAGAGAAUUUGGUAUCUGAUAUUUUUUUUGAACUCCAGAGAAUUGGAAAUCUAUGAAUAAUUACUUAAAAGGUUCCAAAGUUUAUAAUAGAUGUUUAAUUAGAUAUAAAUUAGAGCUGACCCUGAGUUUAACACCAUAUAUAUUUUUUGACAUUUUACCAUAUGAAAGUGUCCGCCUGCAUACAUGACACUUCUUUAAAAUAUAAAUUUAAUUCAAAGUGUUUGACAGUUUUUGUUCUUUUCUUUUAACCUGUGUUGCUAUUGAGCGCGAAGGCGGCUAUUCAGUUAAGACUCACUGAAGCACAAAGCUGUCGAAAUGUUUGCAAUCUGUGUAUCUCAGCUAAUCAGUAAUGUUUUUGUGUGUCUACUAAUUUACUAGUAACACAAGGAGCAGAAAAUGUUGUUUUUACAUUGAUUGUUUACUACUGCUGGAGAAAUUAGCAAAUUAACAGUAAGGGAACCAAUUAGACGCUACUUUCUGUUGAAUUCGAUCCAUAUCAGGAUCGAUGAUUAAAAGUCUGGUUUUCUCAAUAGUUUGCUAGAUAUAAAAAAAGAAAAGGAUGAUGUUGGAGGAGUUUUAACAUGUUCCAUCACUGACCUGAUGGAAGCCAGCUUAAUCAAUGCCUGCAUUUAGUUAGCCUUUUGCUGCACUCCAGUCGUGUUACGCUGCAGUUUGCCUCACAUGGAUGCUGUUCUGAUUCUUUAGUCCUCUGAGCUGCAGUGCAAAGCAACCUCCUUGAUGUGAUAUUUUGCAGAACUGAUUUAAAGCAACUAUUAACUGCCAAUUGUAUCAAUAUCAAUGACUUAUCCAACCUAGGAGCGAGAAAUAAACUCUAACCAGCUUUAAUGCUGUAACCGGUGUGAGAGGCUGAAAUAAGAUGGUAGCUAAAGCCCAACCGUAGGGUGAUCCUGACACUGAAGUGCCUAACCAACAGAAGUAUUUUUACUGUAACGGAGUUAAAUCUGCUAACCGCCCUCAUGGUUUUUAUCCAGUUUUGAAGCAAUGAGUGUGUGAGAGGCAGUAGUUUCAGAGAGGUUUUAAUCUCCGUGACUGAAUGUAUUAACUACUGUACCGGUCCAGAUUUGCUAUGUGAAUCUUUGUAAAUCUUUAACUGCCUUGUGGAGUUUUUUUGUCUGAUGUUUUAUCGUUGCUAUUAUAUGAGAUCCACAGUUGUAUUACAACACUUUUUUUUUGGCUGAUUUGAAUAUAGCUUCGUUUUAAAAGUGU